UAUAAACACGUACUACUACGUCUGCAAUUGUCACCCACCGUACGCACUUAGAAGUCAUCCAAUCUCAACUGGACAACUCAAUUCAUCUUCAUCAGAAGCAGCUGAAAUGGCAGAACCAAAGCUCUUUGAACUCAACAAUGGCACCAUCCAACUCAAGGUCUCCAAUCUUGGCUGUACCAUCACCUCAUUGUCUGUCCCUGAUAAAAAUGGAAAAUUGGGCGAUGUUGUUCUUGGAUUUGACGCACUUGAGCCGUAUCUGAAAGGAGCUGCACCUUAUUUUGGCUGCAUUGUUGGCCGGGUUGCAAACAGGAUUAAAGAUGCCAAAUUUACACUCGAUGGUGCUCACUACUCCUUGCCCAUCAACAAGCCUCCAAACAGUCUCCAUGGUGGGCAUAAGGGAUAUGACAAGGUUGUGUGGGAAGUAGUGGAACACAAGCAAGGCAAUAAACCAUCAAUCACAUUCAAAUACUAUAGCCGUGAUGGGGAGGAAGGUUAUCCAGGGGAAUUAGCUGUAACUGCAACUUACACACUCACCUCAGCAACAACAUUGAGGCUAGACAUGGAAGCUGUGCCUCAAAACAAACCAACCCCAGUGAGUUUAGCUCAACAUACCUAUUGGAACUUAGGAGGCCACAACUCAGGAAACGUUCUUGAUCAUACUAUUCAGAUAUUGGCAAAGCAUGUUACUCCUGUGGAUCAGAAUACAAUCCCAACAGGAGAAAUCAUGCCGGUUAAAGAUACUCCUUUUGACUUCACCACUGAGCAGAAAAUUGGUAGUCGUAUCCACGAGGUUGGCAUAGGCUAUGACCACAACUAUGUGCUUGAUUGUGAAGAUGAGCAAUGGGGGCUGAAGCAUGCGGUGAAAUUGAAGGAUCCAGUGAGUUCAAGAGUUCUGAACUUAUGGACAAAUGCUCCUGGUAUGCAGUUUUAUACAGCCAACUACGUACAUGGAAUUGUUGGUAAAGGAGGUGCUCAGUAUGACAAACAUUCUGGGGUUUGUUUGGAAACACAGGGAUUUCCGAAUGCGAUCAAUCAACCAGAUUUCCCUUCUAUUGUUGUUCGACCGGGAGAGAAGUAUGAACACAGCAUGCUGUUUGAGUUUUCAGUUGAGUAAAGAUGUUGAAGAAAUUUAGAGAAGCAAAUGCUAAUAAUAAAGUCCGACUUUGUAUGCAAAAGAUGAUUGUUUUACCUUUAAUCAGAACUUCGAUGAAUAUACAUCUUGAAGUGUGAACUGCAUUAUGGAUGAUUUUAUGGGCCUUGUUAACAUGUAUCUAAUUAUCUAUGCAUCUUUUCUUUCCGCCUCAAA
Messenger RNA from Coffea eugenioides, 1306 nucleotides. Its product is annotated as aldose 1-epimerase. The record is from RefSeq and is a predicted model, not a curated record. Gene Ontology annotation, molecular function: carbohydrate binding; aldose 1-epimerase activity. Gene Ontology annotation, biological process: glucose metabolic process; beta-D-galactose catabolic process via UDP-galactose, Leloir pathway. The coding region runs from base 107 to 1114 and encodes 335 amino acids. The transcript is spliced from 5 exons. Lineage: Eukaryota; Viridiplantae; Streptophyta; Magnoliopsida; Gentianales; Rubiaceae.